AUGGCGCAAGAAGAGGUAUUCGAACUCGCGCCCAUGGCUCCAUCCCGCCCUUCCUACAACCCUCGGGGCAGGACAACAUCUGGCCAGCAGCUGACGCCCAAAAUCCAGGUCUUCUCCGGUCCCAUGAGUGAGAGCAUCCCCACGAGUGUAUCCGGCUUCCGACACCGACGGCCAAGAGCAGACUCAAGCGCGAGUUUGACUAGUUUCGCCUACUACGAUGAAGAGCAGGAUUCAGAUGAGGAGUUGGAAGACGAGGAUAGCGCCAUCCUAGAAGAUGAGGGGAGUGUAUACAACGGAUACACCGUGUCGGAGAUUGAGGAUCUCGAGGCUGGCGUCUCGUCGCAGUCAUCGCCUUCACCGUCGCCAUCGCGCCGGCCGUCGAAUGGUAGCGGCAAAUCAUCUCACAGCAGGAAAUCGUCUAGUGGCAGGAAGUCUUCUGAGAGACCUUUGCUGCGCAGACACUCUUCGACAGGCAGCACAGGCUCGGGCAUCGACUGGAGGGGGCGCAGGUCCAACCAGAAGAUUUACAUCAUGACCGAGGAUCUCACCAUUGUUAUUGCUGGUUUCAAGACGUCGCCGUUUGGGUUUGCGCUGUAUGCGCUACUGUGCAUUGCGACCUUUGGACUCGGCUGGCUCUUUUUCAGAUGGCUGCCCCGUUGGAGAGUUGCGAUAAUCGGGAAAUCCACGCCGCUGAAAGAGUGCGACUGGAUAGUGACAGAGAACCAGUGGGGUGAAUUUGCGGUACAGGACGUCAGCAUCCAAAUCUACGGCCGGUCGCUGUCAACCGUAUUCGGUGACCCAGAAAAGGGACGACCGAGAGAGUGGGACGAAGACGACGACCCGCUAAUCGGGGAAUUGCGAUGCCUGGACUACCGCUACAUUCGCUUCGUCUACCACCCUAUCAAAGACAAGUUUGUGCUGGCGAAUACCUGGAAGGAUCCCACCUGGACCGAAGUCUCCGCCCUGCGCGAGGGUCUCGACAACGACGAGCGCGAUUACCGCGAACUAGUCUUCGGAAAGAACUUGAUUGACAUCGCGGAGAAGACCAUUGGCCAGCUGCUCGUCGAUGAGGUCUUCCAUCCCUUCUACGUCUUUCAAAUCGCAAGUCUGAUCCUUUGGUCCUUGGACGAGUACUACUACUACGCUUGCGCCAUCUUCAUCAUCUCGGCUGUUAGCAUUGUCACGACGUUGAUCGAGACAAAGACAUCGAUGAAGAGACUCCGCGAAGUGUCCAAGUUCGAAUGCGACGUCCGAGUAUUGCGCAGUGGAUUUUGGACGCAUGUCGAUUCUGCCGAACUCGUGCCAGGAGAUGUCUACGAGGUCACCGAUCCUGCGCUUACGCAGUUCCCCUGCGACAGUCUGCUGCUCUCUGGAGACUGCAUUGUCAACGAGAGUAUGCUGACGGGCGAGUCUAUCCCGGUUUCCAAGCUUCCCGUUACAAACCAGUCGCUGGACAUGCUCGACCUCAGUGCCUCGGCUGUUCAUCCAGAAGUCGCACGACACAUGCUGUUCAGCGGAACCAAGAUCAUCCGCGCUCGUAGACCGCACGAAGAUCAUGUUGACGAUGAAGCCGCCGCACUAGCUAUGGUUGUCCGUACUGGCUUCAACACGACCAAGGGCGCGUUGGUCCGAUCGAUGCUCUUCCCUAAGCCUUCAGGCUUCAAGUUCUACCGUGACUCGUUCCGAUACAUCUCCGUCAUGGCCUUUAUUGCCAUGAUUGGCUUUGUUGCGUCGUUCAUCAACUUCGUGCACCUUGGUCUGGCAUGGCACUUGAUCGUUGUGCGAGCUCUCGACCUGAUCACCAUUGUCGUUCCUCCUGCUCUUCCCGCCACACUCACCAUCGGUACGAGCUUCGCUCUCUCACGUCUGAAGCAGAAGCAAAUCUUUUGCAUUAGCCCACAACGAGUCAACGUUGGCGGCAAGCUUGAUGUCGUAUGCUUUGACAAGACUGGUACGCUCACUGAGGAAGGUCUUGAUGUAUUGGGCGUUCGCGUAGUCGAGCGGCCCAGAAAUAGGUUUAGUGAGCUUCUGCCAGAUGCUUACGAUAUCCUCCCCGCAUCCCAGCAUGACCGCGAUCCGACUGUGGAAUACUUGGCACACAAGACUAUUCUGUACACCAUGGCUACCUGUCACUCGUUGCGCAAGAUUGACGAUGAGCUGGUGGGUGAUCCACUAGAUGUUAAAAUGUUCGACUUCACUGGUUGGAGCUACGAAGAGGGCGAUCAAAAGUCUGGCAGCUCCGACGACGAUCCUGAGCAGAAGCUUUCGCCUUCGGUAGCCCGACCUCCACCAGGCCGAGAGUAUGACGUGGAUGAUGUCGACGAUGACACCAAUAGGAAGCAAGUUGAGCUCGGUGUCCUGAAGAGCUACGAGUUCGUGUCUCAACUUCGGAGAGCCAGUGUCAUCGUGCGGCAGUUUGGAUCAAAAAGCGGACAGGUGUACGUCAAAGGUGCGCCUGAAGUCAUGAAGGAGAUAUGCCGACCCGGAAGCUUCCCUACUGACUACGAAGAGCUGCUGGCAUUCUACACGCAUCGUGGCUACCGUGUCAUUGCCUGCGCUACAAAGACGAUCCCUAAGCUCAAUUGGCUCAAGACUCAACGCAUGAAGCGCGAGGAGGCUGAGAGCGACCUAGAUUUUGUCGGCUUCAUCAUCUUUGAGAACAAGCUCAAAGACAGCACAGCGCCUGUCAUCGAAGAGCUCGAACGCGCCAACAUCCGCAAAGUCAUGUGCACCGGUGACAACAUCCUCACUGCCAUCAGCGUGGCUCGCGAGUGCAGUCUCAUCAACAAGACGGCGCACUGCUUUGUACCUCAUUUCGAAGAGGGUGACUCCCGGACGGCCUUGUCGAAACUCUGCUGGGAAAGCGUAGACGAUCCUGUCUUCAAGCUAGACGACAACACGCUCAAACCUCUCCCUCCACCACCAGAAGCCGAUGUCUCUCUCCCCUAUGACAUCUCCAACCUCCGCAACUACAGCCUGGCAGUCAGUGGCGACGUGUUCCGCUGGAUUGUUGAUUUUGCCUCUGAAAACGUCUUACGCGAGAUGCUUGUCUGUGGCCAAGUCUUCGCGCGCAUGUCGCCCGACGAGAAGCACGAGCUCGUCGAAAAGCUUCAAUCCAUCGACUACUGCGUCGGUUUCUGUGGUGACGGUGCCAAUGACUGCGGCGCUCUCAAAGCCGCCGAUGUCGGUAUCUCACUCUCCGAAGCCGAAGCCUCAGUCGCUGCACCCUUUACGUCCCGCCAAUUCGAUAUCAGCUGCGUUCCGCAAGUGAUCAAGGAAGGUCGCGCAGCCCUCGUCACGAGCUUCAGCUGUUUCAAAUACAUGUCUCUCUACAGCGCCAUCCAAUUCUGCUCCGUCUCCUUCCUCUACGCCUCCGCCAGCAACCUUGGCGACUUCCAAUUCCUCUUCAUCGACCUCCUGCUCAUCCUACCCAUUGCAAUCUUCAUGGGCUGGUCUGGCGCUUACCCCAUCCUCAGCCGCAAACGCCCCACGGCCAAUCUCGUCUCUCGCAAAGUACUUACCCCGCUGCUCGGCCAGAUGGUGCUCUGUAUCUUGGUUCAGUACAUUGCGUUCCACUUUGUCAAAUUGCAGGACUGGUACCAACCCCCUGUCAUUGACCGCGACCACAGCAACAGCUUGAACUCGCAGAACACGGCGUUGUUUUUGACGAGUUGCUUCCAGUACAUUCUCUCUGCUGUUGUACUUUCCGUUGGCAAACCUUACAGAGAACCCAUGUCCCGCAACCUACCGUUUGUAACUACCAUUUUCGUCACCCUGGCUAUCACUCUGUACAUGCUGUUUGACCCCGCGCAGUGGGUUAUGAAGGCCAUGGAACUUACAUGGAUGGACGUUCCGUUCAAAGUCUUCAUCAUGGCCUUGGGUCUGGGUAACUUUGCCGCGGCGUAUGUUUGUGAGAGGAUUCUUUUCCCCGGGCUGAGCAAGUGGAUUGGCGUUGCCAAGGUGAAGUUUGGUGGGAAGAGGGGCCAGAAGAAGAGGAAGGAGUAUAAGAUCAUUCUCGAGGGGAUGAUGAUGUGA
Molecule: messenger RNA, 4035 nt
Organism: Pyrenophora tritici-repentis Pt-1C-BFP
Lineage: Eukaryota; Fungi; Ascomycota; Dothideomycetes; Pleosporales; Pleosporaceae
Product: MgtA, Cation transport ATPase
Biological process (GO): transmembrane transport; intracellular calcium ion homeostasis
Cellular component (GO): membrane
Molecular function (GO): P-type ion transporter activity; ATPase-coupled monoatomic cation transmembrane transporter activity; ATP hydrolysis activity
Source: RefSeq, a predicted model, not a curated record